AUGAGCGCGAGAGCUGCGGGAGCGGCGCUGCUGCUGCUCGCGGCUGCGGUGUGUGGCGCCGGAGCACUGGAGCUGGUGCAGCUGUCGUCCUCGAAUUUUGAGCACGAGACGCAGGCGGCUACCGGGCAGACAACCGGCAGGUGGUGCGUGUUGUUUGUGGAGCAGGCAGCGGCGGGGGCCGAGGGCGCCGAGGCGGCGUGGGACACGCUGGCAGCUGAGGUGGAGGAGAUGGAGGUUGAGCGGCAGGCGGUGUUUGCAAAGGUGGAUGUCUCCACCAACCCCGAGCUGGCGCGCCGCUUCGCCAUCUCACAGCACCCGGCCGCCAUUCUCUUCCGCGACCGCGCGAUGUACCGCCUCCCUGCGCCCCUGCCUGCUGACGAGGACGAGGCCAGGCACCUGGCCAUGGACUUCCUGGCAGCCGGGGGCGCGUCCACUCCGGGCACCGCCGCCCCAGCUGGCGCCACGGGGGACGCGGCGGCGGCGGCGCUCGAGGCGGCGGCGGCGGCGGCGCGGCGGCUGGCUGCCGCGCUGGGGGAGACGGACGCGGUGCUGCGGGCGACGGGCUGGGCGGCGGCGGCUGUGGGGCUGGUCAUCCUCACGCUGGCGUCAUACCUGGGGGUGCACCUCAACUUCAACGCAGCGGAGCCCCGCACCCAGGCCGCACCCGCCACCGCCCCCGCCGCGGCCCCGGCCGCCAUUGCGACCGCCGACGGUGGCAGCGCCAAGGCGGACGGCACAGCGGGCGGCAAGGGGCCGGGGAAGGACGGCGGCGGCGCGGCCAAGGAGCGCGCGGAUUGA
Molecule: messenger RNA, 798 nt
Organism: Monoraphidium neglectum
Lineage: Eukaryota; Viridiplantae; Chlorophyta; Chlorophyceae; Sphaeropleales; Selenastraceae
Exons: 6
Coding region: 1-798 (265 amino acids)
Source: RefSeq, a predicted model, not a curated record